This is a messenger RNA of Suillus clintonianus, 1231 nucleotides long. RefSeq lists its product as uncharacterized. Bases 271 to 1113 code for a protein of 280 amino acids. The record is from RefSeq and is a predicted model, not a curated record. The transcript has 2 exons. Lineage: Eukaryota; Fungi; Basidiomycota; Agaricomycetes; Boletales; Suillaceae.
AGGACAAAAUCAAGGAUGCGCACCCGCGCCCGUGACUAUACCUUUGUCGCAGGAAAAGCAGUGUUAUUUUACCUCAGAUUACAGCAAUCACAACCCUAAGUCAAGCCAAGACUUCAGGCGAUGCCGCACCCAGCCAGUAUUAACGUUCCAGCGGCGGUUCACUAUCCCUGGUGUGGCAAUGCGACUCGUACAUACUUAAACAGUCGGGGCUCCUGCAUUCCUCAGUAUUGCUCCUUAUUCCUAGGCAACCCAAACUCUUAGGACCGCAUUAUGGACCUCGAGACUACUACCAAUGCCACUUGCCAGAUAUCACCUCAUGCCCAUGUAGUCCGCGCUGUUCUGUCAGCAUUUGUCGGAUCUGCGAUAGGCGGCCUGACUGGCGGCUAUGGCGUUGUCAUCUAUUCUGCCUACUUGACCUGGUCCUUGGGGCUAUACGUCAUCGCUAGAGGAUUUGUGUUUCUUCUGCAUUGCUGCGAUGAAGAUUGGGAUGACGAUGAUGAUGACGAUGAAGACGAAGUCGGUGAAUUGGGCUGGAUUGGUUGGAUUGGUUGGAUUUAUUCAGCCAUCUAUUCCCCGAUAUCACAGAUAUUAUGGCUCGCAGACAACUUCCACAGUGCGUCGCCAGAGCUGAAGGUGGUUCAGGCUUUCGCCAUCGGCACCAGUACGUUGGCAAUUACGGCCAAUCCUAAAAUCCGGAGUAGUGAGAACAGAUGGAGAAACUUCAUUGGAGUGGCUUUCAAUACCAUCACGGGCAUCAGCCUCCUCAUUCUCGGUGUCUUACCCUGGGUUCUUUACGGGUCCGCUUACGUAGAGGCUACUGGUCACAACCGUGUUGUCACCAUUUUGUUGUCCCUCUUGGAGAUACCGAUCACUAGUAUCAUGGAGGCUGUGCUUCUACUCUUCAUAUGGUUGGGACCAGAUCUACAUGAUCUCCCGACGAGCCUCAAGUUCAUCCUAAACAUUUUGGCAAUAGGAUGUUUUGCGGCGAUCAUCGCCGCCCCAGCAUUCAUUAUUAUGUGGAAAGCACCUACGUCGCCGGGGUUAGGGCUAAAAGAUUAUCUUCAAUGCGAGGGGCUGGCGCUGUGGCGGAAGAUUGUCGCAAUCAUUCCGUGAAGUGGUGUGCAAAUGCAAGGACAGGCGUUGUAAAAAUCCUAUUUAUCAUCCUACGUCAGCCAUCUCAGCAUGCGAUGUACGCACGAAGACAGUUGCUUAUUUUAUAUUUAAAUUUAUA